AUGCAGGCUUGUGGUGGAGCUGCAGUGAUGGGUUCUCUUCAACAGCCCACUUGGACCAAAGGAACAAUUUUUCCAAACAAGGGGCUUAUCGGUACUGGAUUUUCACAUAAACUAAAGCUCACUUGUGUGAAGCCCGUUAGAUCUUCUUCUUCUUACAUUGAAGGAAGCUUGGUUGCUGGAAGGCCAUCCUCUUCUGUCUCUGUGACUUUGCCUGAAAUUGGUGGUAAUGGAAGCAGUUUUGUAGACAAUGGGUUAAGUGAGGCUGACCCUGAGGUGCGUGCUAUUAUUGAAAUGGAGAAGGAGCGACAGUUCAAGAGCCUUGAGCUUAUUGCCUCAGAGAAUUUUACUUAUCGGGCAGUUAUGGAGGCAGUUGGCUCAUGUCUCACGAACAAGUAUUCAGAAGGAUUACCAGGUAAAAGGUACUAUGGUGGCAAUGAGCACAUUGAUGAGCUUGAAACACUUUGCCAAAAAAGGGCUCUAGAUGCAUUUCACUUAGAUGGAAAGAAGUGGGGUGUUAAUGUUCAACCAUUAUCUGGUUCUCCUGCUAAUUUCGAGGUUUAUACCGCAGUUCUUAAACCUCAUGACCGUCUCAUGGGUUUGGACUUGUCUCACGGAGGACAUUUGUCUCAUGGUUUCAUGACUCCUAAAAGACGGGUAUCAGGCACAUCCAUUUAUUUUGAGUCCAUGUCUUACCGACUCAAUGAAUCCACAGGUCUGGUUGAUUAUGACAAGCUUGAGGAAAUGGCUGACCGAUUUAAACCAAAACUCAUCAUUGCCGGGGCUAGUGCUUAUCCUCGAGAUUUUGACUACCCUCGCAUGAGGAAGAUUGCGGAUGCUGUUGGUGCUUUUCUUAUGAUGGAUAUGGCUCACAUAAGUGGGCUUGUAGCUGCUUCUGUGCUUGCAAAUCCUUUUGACUACUGCGAUAUUGUGACCACUACAACACACAAGUCUUUGAGAGGUCCAAGAGGUGGAAUGAUCUUCUUCAAGAAAGAUCCAGUUCUUGGGGUUGAUCUAGAAUCUGCCAUCAACAAUGCUGUUUUUCCAGGUUUACAGGGUGGUCCCCAUAACCACACUAUUGGGGGCCUUGCAGUUUGCUUGAAGUAUGCACAGUCCCAAGAAUUUAAGGCUUACCAGAAUAAGGUGGUCUCUAAUUGUAGGGCUCUUGCAAGCCGAUUGACUGAACUUGGGUAUAAACUAGUUUCUGGUGGAAGUGAUAACCAUCUGGUUCUUGUGGAUCUGCGGCCUUUAGGUAUUGAUGGAGCUCGAGUGGAGAAAAUUCUUGACAAGGCUUCUAUCACCCUUAACAAGAAUUCAGUACCUGGCGAUAAAAGUGCUGUAGUGCCCGGUGGCAUUCGCAUUGGAUCACCUGCCAUGACAACAAGAGGAUUCACUGAGAAAGAUUUCAUAGCUGUUGCAGACUACAUUCAUGAGGGUGUGCAGAUAACAAUUGAUGCUAAACGCGCAGUCUCAGGAUCAAAGCUCCAAGAUUUUAUGAAGUUUGUAGCUUCACCUGAAUUCUCCCUAAAGGAUCGAGUGUUGGAUCUGCAGAGAAGAGUUGAAGCUCUUACCACCCAGUUCCCAAUGCCUGGACUGAACGAGUCGAAUGAGAAGGGUGUUAGCCGUGCGGUGAGCUUGGGCGGGACGGUACAUAGCUUGGGCACAAUUCACGGAUGUCAAGUUCAAACAGCCGCUCAUGAUGAGGGAAUGCCUUGCAGAGCAGGUAUGAAGGGCCUGAACAGCACAAGGGUUGAGGUCCUGAGAAGUUAUCUAAUUUGA
This is a messenger RNA of Prunus armeniaca (apricot), 1776 nucleotides long. The record is from the annotation of a GenBank genome assembly. NCBI's taxonomy places the organism in Eukaryota, Viridiplantae, Streptophyta, Magnoliopsida, Rosales, Rosaceae.